AUGGAAAGAUUCAAUCCUCAGUCGGCUUUGACGAAAUCGGAGCUGCAGAGACGUAGGCAGGAGGAGAUUAACAAUGCUUGGGGAGGCAUGAGCUUUGGAGACGCUAUUGGAUCUGCUCCUCCAAGAGCAAUACCUUCUAGUUUGAAAACUAAUUCUCAUGACCAAACUGUGGUCCCAAAAAGAGAGAUUAAGAGAACUCCUGCAAGCAAUUUAGAACUCGAUUCUCAAAUAGAAAGACUUAGUAAUAUGGCUAGAACUGAGCAAGAAAAUCUUCACAGAUCUGACCAUAUCAGCCAGCCUUUUUCAAGAGAUUACAGCUAUGGGGAUUAUAUUAGAAGUUUAGAAGAGGCAAAAUAAUCCUUCAAGAGAGGAGCUAAAGGAAUCUUCUGCUCACAAUAUGGAUCAAUUAAACCAAGUUUAUGAUAUGAGACAAAAUCCUGCUUUAAGACUUCCUCCAGGAGAUAUAAACCUGGCCUUUUUCUCACAAGGCAUGGCUAGGAAUCAAAGAAAUAACCGGAGAGCAAACAAUCGUGCAAGCCCUUUUGGAGGAGUUGCACGAUCAAAUUUAAAUCAGGAAGAACAGCCUUUAAGAGGAAAUAUGAACGGAUAUAACCUAGAUCUCCUAGAUUUAGAAGAUGAAGAUGAUUAUGUCUACGAUGACAAUGACCAAGAAGACAUCUUGGAAACCUACACUGAGGCUCUGCGUAUCAGAGAGCUGGAACGUCUGUAUCACUCCCUCAUAAGUAGAGAGGAGCAGAAAGAAGGAGUUAAGAAGAAGGCCAUGAAAAAGCUUAAGAAAAUUACGAUCAAAAGGAAACAGCAAUAUGCGAAAGACGAUACUUGUCCUAUCUGCCUUUCAAAAUACUCAAUUGGAAGUAGAAUUAUCAAGUUGCCAUGAAAGCACUAUUUCCACGAAAAGUGCGUGAAAAAGUGGUUCGAGAAGAAGUCCUCAUGUCCCAAGUGCAGAAAGGACGUGAAUAAAUAAGUUGAUAGGGAUGAACAAACCCAUGAAAUUUUCAAUAAAAAUUU
Molecule: messenger RNA, 1029 nt
Organism: Moneuplotes crassus
Lineage: Eukaryota; Ciliophora; Spirotrichea; Euplotida; Euplotidae
Source: the annotation of a GenBank genome assembly